Molecule: messenger RNA, 4804 nt
Organism: Lethenteron reissneri (Far Eastern brook lamprey)
Lineage: Eukaryota; Metazoa; Chordata; Hyperoartia; Petromyzontiformes; Petromyzontidae
Product: adhesion G protein-coupled receptor F5-like
Biological process (GO): adenylate cyclase-activating G protein-coupled receptor signaling pathway; cell surface receptor signaling pathway
Cellular component (GO): membrane
Molecular function (GO): G protein-coupled receptor activity
Source: RefSeq, a predicted model, not a curated record
GUGAGGUUGAGCCCGAGAUUUGUGGUGAGUGGACUGAGCGAUCGAGUGACUCGGCUUGGUGAGUUACUGACUCAGCUACUUGGAGGCUGCGUCAGACGGGGCGGCAGUGGCGACAGACGCAAGAAGAUGACAUCCUGAGUUCCACUUACGGGGUCCCCGAUUCCAAAGCCCGAGGGACCGGAAUAUGGAGAUGAGCUGAGAGCAGACGAUCGGGGAGACCUCGGAUCGGGCCAUCGCGAGGGAGCACGGCAGAUCGGGAGAUUCAAAGAGCGGGAGGACACCUUGAGACCUCGAGACCGGGAGGUUGGAACACCAGGAGGACCUCGUAUCGGGGGAUCGAGACGUGGGGAGGCCGACAGGGUGUGAGAUCCAGAAGAUCGCCAGACCCGACUGUACGCAGGAGGCCAGGAGGAGUUGGGGAGAUUCGAAGACCGCGAGUCGGGAAGCGCGAGUAACUCCUGGGUUCCGCAACCAGGAGGCGAGGAGGUCAAGGAGGUCCUUGGAGUCGAGAUCUGUGAACCCCACGAGCCUCGCCCGGAGAUCGAUGGAGCGACUCGCCCGGAUCACCCCGGCCCUGCUGCUGCUGCUGCUGCUGAGCCUUCAUAGCGGGGCUGCAGGGAGCGUGGAGGGUGCACGCGCAGCGCGGGUCGCACGAGCGGCCCCGACGCAGUCGUUCCUGCUGGAGCUCGAGAUCUCCACCACGGACGAGUUCUUUGACAAACAAGCCUUCAUCAACCUUCUGCUCAACCUCCCUCCGUCAUCCUUCAACGGCAGCUACGUCAACAUCACCGAUCCCGUGCUCAUCAGCGAGUGUGUCCCCCAAGGCAACGAGACGCAGUGUCGGUGCGGAGCGGGGCUGCUGUGGGACACCUCCACCUGCCAGGCGCUGGGGCCCUGCCCCUCGGACCCCUGGGGAGCCCCGCAGGGGUGCAGCUGCGUCCGGGGAGCACCCGCGGACCCCUUCCAGUGCAGCGCGCCGCCCCCUGCAACCACAUCGACAACCACCCCCAUCGCCACGACCGCCAUGCCAACCACGACAGCACCCACAACGUCAACAACGACGCCCAACGUCACAACCACCCCCAAUGUCACAACCACCCCCAACGUCACAACCACCCCCAACGUCACGACGACGCCCAACGUCACGACCACCAUGCCAACCACCACAGCACCCACAACGCCAACCACAACAACGCCAACAACAACGCCAACAACAACGCGAACAACAACACCAACAACAACAACGCCAACAACAACGCCAACAACAACAACGCCAACAACGCCAACAACAACAACGCCGACAACAACACCAACAACAACGCCAACAACAACGCCAACAACAGCAACACCAACAACAACACCAACAACAACGGUGACCACCACGACGGCAAGGACCACAGUGAAGCCGAUCACCCCUUCUCUCCCUCCACCCACGAGUUCCUUUAAGACGUCGUUGAGGAUGGCGAAAGAUUUCACGGAUGACUUGAAGGAUCCCACUUCGGCCGAAUACAAGAAGUUGGAAAGCGAGAUCCUUAUUAUUCUCAUAGGGGAGUACGCGAAAAUUGGGUCGACGUUCCGGGGGAUCCGGAUACUUGGAUUCAAGAAAGGCAGCGUCAUCGUUGAAUACGAGAUCUUGGGUGACAACCUCACCUUGCAAGAGGUCGCUAACAAGACAAAGAGUGUGAUUAAUGUCCUCCUUAAGAACAAUAUGAGCACAGACCAGAUGGAAAUCCUGGAGAUCUUGAAGACAGGAAUGAUUAAGAACCAGAGUAUGGACAGCCUACUUGUGGGAGCUCGGCUCGUGCUGCAGUGCAGCCUGGAGGACAGGGACGCAACUAAUGGAAUGUGGACGGGCAGCGGCAUCGCAGAAGGAAAUCAGACCCAUUGGUCGAACUUGCUGGAGAAAGGGGUGACUCUCACCUUCGAUCACGUGCUACAGACGAACCAAGGCGAGUACCGGUGCUCCUUCAAUUUGUCCGACGUCAUUUACUACGACGUCAUCACCGUGCCGGCUCCCGUGCUGCUCAAGGCCCCUUGGGGGCUCGGCCCGGCCGGCGGGGUCACCCUGCAGAGCGGGAAGACGAGGCAGCUCCCCUGCUGCUUCAACACGAGUGAAAACCGCCAGUACAACUACACCGUCACGUGGAAGGUGGCGGACCAAGUGUUGAACAACAGCCAAGUCUUUCACAACACGUCUGGGAUCACGUGCUGGAACCACACCGUGUCGUGGGAGGAUGUGGAACAGCCGCGGACGUACAGCUGCUGGCUCGCCAUCGACAAGCAUAACGUGAACAGCAGCAUUGACGUGGGCUUCUACGUGACACGUUACGGGAUAACGUUCCAUAACAUGAACCCAAAGCCCCGCGAGAGUGUGAACAUGACGUACGACCGCAUCCUGAAGUCCAACGAGAACGUGGCGUGGUUCAAGGACGGUCAGGAGUUGAACACGAAUGAAUUUUUUACAUUAUACAACUCCACUGGUUCUUACCCAAGCCUCAUCAUCAGGAACGUGCAGCUCAAUCAUCAAGGCACGUACCGCUGCCAGGUGCUGGACGGCUUGAUGGUGUUCGAGGGCAACGGCACGAUGCGGAUCACGGCCACGCCCGAGGUCGACCCGAUGAGGGGAUCCUUUAGCACCACCUCCAGGCGGUGCAACGACAAUAACCUGCAAGUGCCCCUCGAGCUGUGCCUCGUGGUCCCUGCCAGCGGCACCGCCACCUGGACAAUAGGGGGCCAAGACAUUCCCUACGUCGCACCCAUCAAUAUCACCACGGGCUGCUCGGCUUACAACGUGACACGUAAACCCCUGUCCUGCAGCGAUGUCACGGUCACGUGCAUAUUCUCGACGAACGGCCUCAACUCCGCCCCCAAAACCCUCACGGUCGUCUUCACAUCGGGUACGGACAUCUGCACGGAUAAGGAUAAUGUGUGGCCGGAUACAAAUAAAGAGAGCGUGGCCACCAUACAAUGCGGAAAGGGCUACACCGGAUACAUCAAUCGGACAUGCUUACUGGACGGGUCAUUCGGCAACGCAACCGACAACUGCGUCUCCAAUGCCUUAAAGAACGCCAGCAAUGAAAUAAAAGACCUUCAGGCUGGUGUGGGCAAAGUGGAAGUUAAAGUUCCGGAGGUCCUGGCAUUGUUGACCAACGCCACCACGAACACAACCAACAUCCUCCAAGGAGAAGUCACGUCCGUCAGCGAAACCCUUGAGAACAUUGUGAGCGUCUCCGGCAAUUACACGUUCAGCCCAGCCGUGGUCAAGAGUUUUAUUAACUCUGUGAGCAACCUGCUGUCAACAAAUACGAUAAGCAGCACAGCAGGGGAUGCCGUCAAAACCGAGAGCUCCAGGCUGCUGAAGAACGUGGAGGCGUUCGCCAACACCAUUGACACCGACGCCUUCAACACGACGACAGAUACGCAGAAGGAUUUCGACAUCAAGACCGCCAACAUUGUGCUAAAUGGCACGGUGUACGGCAACAACAGAAUAACACCGUACUUGAAGGUGUAUUUCAACAACACGGUGUCCAUUGACGAGGACGUGAUCAAAAAUCUUACACGACCCAUCAUCAUCACCAGCAUUUUCUUCCCGACGCUAGGAGACGUUCUCGGACAGGCUGCCCCUGAGAACUCAACGAAUGAGACGGCCAAUGCGCCGAAGGUGGCCAGCAUCGUGGUCAGCACCAUCUUAAAAGUCAAUUCCAGCCUGAGCAAGAUCACCAUGGAUAUGAAUCUCAUUCCGCUGGCCAGAAACUACAGCAACUACAGCUGUGUCCACUGGAGUUUCAAGAUGAACAACUACUCGGGGGGGUGGUCCGACGAAGGCUGCACUGUCGGCAAUUACAACAACCAGACCAAUGUCCUGACGUGCAUCUGCAGCCAUCUCACCUCGUUCUCCGUGCUCAUGUCGCCCAACGGAGAUAAUGCAUUAAGUGAUUUAGAAAAGAAAACCCUCGGCUACAUCACCUACGUGGGCGUGAGCGUCUCCAUGGGCGCGCUCGUGUGCGCCCUCAUCGUCGAGGCCGUGGCCUGGCGCUACGUCAGGAAGCAGGAAAACUCGCGCAUGCGCCACAUCAUCCUCAUCAACAUCUGCGCGUCGCUGCUCUUCGCCGACGUGUGGUUCAUCGUGGCCGCGUCCGACGUCAGCACCAAGGUUAACACCAACCUCUGCCUGGCCUCCACCUUCCUCAUGCACCUCGGCUACCUCUCGGUCUUCUUCUGGAUGCUGUGCGAGGGCCUCUUCCUCUUCUACCUCGUCGUCAUCAUCUUCAGCCGCGUCCCCAUGAAGCAUCUCAGGGCGGCCGCGUUCGCCGUGGGCUACGGGGCGCCGGCCGUCAUCGCGGUCGUCACCAUCGCCGUGACGAAGCCGCGCGACGCGUACACGCGGAAGGGAGUCUGCUGGCUCGACUGGGAGAACAGCCGGGCUCUGCUGUCCUUCGUCGUACCCGCGUUGGUCAUCGUCGGCUUCAACACCAUCAUCCUGGUGGUGGUGCUCACCAAGAUCCUGCGCCGUCGCAGCGUCAGCGCGGCCAUCAGCGAGAGCCCCUCGGUUCGCGUCAAGCAGCUGGCCAAGAGCAUCGCCGUCAUGAUGCCCGUCCUCGGGGUCACGUGGGGACUCGGCAUCUUCGCUUUCAGUAAAGAGAACAGCGACAACCAAGCUCUGCACUACCUGUUCACCAUCUUCAACUCCCUGCAGGGCUUGUUCAUAUUCCUCUUCGACUGCCUCAUGGACAUCGAGGUGCGCAAGGCGAUCAAGAAAGUGACGGGGAUCAACCUCGUCGCACGACACAAUCCGUGCGCGUGA